This is a messenger RNA of Cladophialophora carrionii CBS 160.54, 2127 nucleotides long. RefSeq lists its product as uncharacterized. Bases 1 to 2127 code for a protein of 708 amino acids. Gene Ontology annotation, cellular component: endoplasmic reticulum. Gene Ontology annotation, biological process: phosphatidylinositol dephosphorylation. Gene Ontology annotation, molecular function: phosphatidylinositol-4-phosphate phosphatase activity. The transcript has a single exon. The record is from RefSeq and is a predicted model, not a curated record. NCBI's taxonomy places the organism in Eukaryota, Fungi, Ascomycota, Eurotiomycetes, Chaetothyriales, Herpotrichiellaceae.
AUGGCCAACCUGCUCCCCUUCCGCGACAUCAAUGUCCACGCCUCCGCCAGUCACUAUGCCUUUACAUCACCCUCCAACUCGUCUGCGCCGACCCUCGUGGUCGAGAGGCCGUCCGGCGAUAUCCGGCUCAACAAUGGCUCUCUGCUGGGCACGAAACGGGUCUCGAGCAUUGCCGGCAUUCUGGGCAUCAUCAAGCUGAAGCUGGACAAGUACAUUCUGGUCAUCACAAAGGCGCAGCCCAUGGGAAGACUCCGCGGACACAUGGUGUACAAGGUCGUUGCUACAGAGUUCCUGCCCCUGCGAGAGCGACCGGUGCACGAUCCCGACGAGGACACUUAUCUUUCCUAUCUCAAGUCCUUCCUCGCUUCUGGACCCAUGUACUUCUCCUACUCGCUCGACAUAACUUCCAGUUUCCAGCGACAGUCCAGCUCGGAUCUCUCUCAGCCACUGUGGAAGAGAGCCGAUGACCGCUUCUUCUACAACCGCUUCAUCCAGACAGACCUGAUUGACUUUCGGACGGGCGGCGGCGCGGCAGGUGGACUGCGCGGCCAACAGCAAGCUGGCGCCGACCCAUACAUCCUUCCUGUCAUGUAUGGCAUGUUGCGCAUUACUCCCGCCAAGGUCAAGAACACCGCCUUCACGUUCGCCCUCAUCACCAGGCGAUCCAGGUUCCGCGGAGGCACAAGAUACUUGUCCCGUGGUAUCGACGAGCAAGGGCACGUCUCCAAUUACAACGAGACCGAGCAGAUUGCCUUGUUGAAUGACACUUCCGGCCCGACAGGCUAUGCUGGCGGCCCGGGGGUUGCCAAUGGAAAAGUGGGCGGCCAGCCUUCUGAAACACAGGUUCUUGCCUAUCUCCAGACCCGAGGCAGCGUACCCGUGUACUGGGCCGAAAUCAAUGAUCUUCACUACACACCCAAGCUGCAGAUCCGUGGCGUGGAGUCUGCAGUCGAUGCCGCGAGAAAGCACUUCGACGAGCAGAUCAGAAUCUAUGGCGACAAUUACCUGGUCAACCUAGUCAAUCAACGAGGCAGAGAAGAGCGCGUCAAGAAGGCCUACGAGCAGGUGGUUCGAAUCUUGGUCAACUCUCCAGAGGAGUCGGUCGAGGCCGACCGACGUACGGAUGAGAAGUUCCGAGACAUUGAAGCCCAUGAGCCGCACCAGAGGAUGGACAGACUACAUUACGUCUACUUUGACUUUCACAAUGAAACCAAAGGUCUCAAAUGGCACCGGGCCGAGCUGUUGUUGGAUGAACUGAUGGACGGUCUAAAGAAGGGACAGUAUUUCCGCGGUGUGGAAAUGCCAGGAGAUCCAUCGGGCGCGCUUGAGGUCAGGAAUCGGCAGACUGCCGUCGUGCGUACAAACUGCAUGGAUUGCCUAGACCGGACCAAUGUGGUCCAGAGCAUGCUCGGAAGAUGGGCGCUGACCCAGCAAUUCCAAGAUGUUGGCAUCCUGCAACCAGGCGAGCGUGCGCAAGAUGACAGAGAGUUCGAAUACCUCUUCCGCAACAUAUGGGCUGACAAUGCGGAUGUCGUCUCCAGAUCGUAUUCGGGGACCGGCGCCCUGAAGACCGACUUUACCCGUACCGGAAAUCGAACGAAAGCCGGAGCUCUGCAGGAUCUUCAGAACUCUUGCACGCGGUAUAUCCGGAACAACUUCCUGGAUGGGCCUCGACAAGAUGGCUUCGAUCUCUUCUUGGGAACCUAUCUGCCUUCAACGUAUGGAGUGGGGUCGUCUUUGAUGUUCACCGAUCGGAGGCCACUCAUCAUCCAGGCUAUUCCAUAUGUGCUGGCUGCUUCCUUGUUCAUCGUCCUCGUCUCGAUCUUGACGCGACGACCUCCAGAGGCGGCUAUUUGGCCUCUCCGAUUGUUUGUGAUAGUGUGUCUCGUUGUGGCAGGUUGGUCAUUCCAGUUCAUCUAUUCGCACGGGCUGUUAUAUGUCAACUGGCCGAAACUCAACACGCCAUCUUUUGCAGCUGAAGGAUUUUCGGACGCAUUGUCGAAAGCUCACAAGGAUCCGGUAGUUGGCCCGUUUAUCGCCGCGGCGAGUGGCAAGGAUAGAAGAGCCCGGAAUAUCAGCACGGCGAACAUGGGAUUCAUGGAAGAAGGCAAGAAGAGGAUAGAGUGA